Molecule: messenger RNA, 2917 nt
Organism: Rhea pennata
Lineage: Eukaryota; Metazoa; Chordata; Aves; Rheiformes; Rheidae
Gene: WASF3
Product: WASP family member 3
Exons: 10
Coding region: 197-1705 (502 amino acids)
Biological process (GO): positive regulation of Arp2/3 complex-mediated actin nucleation; actin cytoskeleton organization
Cellular component (GO): SCAR complex; cytoskeleton
Molecular function (GO): protein kinase A regulatory subunit binding; actin binding; Arp2/3 complex binding
Source: RefSeq, a predicted model, not a curated record
GGAGGCGUAGCCCGCCGCGGCGCCCGCGCGGCGGUGCUGGCGGCGGCCGGCGCGGGAUGGGACGGGACGGAGCGGAGCGGAGCGCGGCGCAGAUAAGGCCACCUGAGUUUGCUGGCAAGUUAUAGAUCAGCUGUCUUCUCACACUUGUGAACAGGAAAGAUAUUCUCUUUUCGCCCCUUUUUUAUGGUUGUGAGCCAUGCCUUUGGUGAAAAGGAACAUUGAACCGAGGCACCUCUGCCGAGGAGCUCUGCCUGAGGGAAUUACCAGUGAGCUGGAAUGUGUAACUAAUAGUACUCUUGCUGCUAUCAUACGCCAACUAAGCAGCUUAAGCAAACAUGCUGAAGACAUAUUUGGUGAGUUGUUUAAUGAGGCCAACAGCUUCUACAUCAGAGCAAAUUCUCUUCAAGACAGAAUUGAUCGCCUUGCUGUCAAAGUUACCCAGCUGGAUUCAACAGUAGAAGAGGUAUCAUUACAAGAUAUCAACAUGAAAAAAGCAUUCAAGAGUUCAACGAUUCAAGAUCAGCAGGUGGUUUCAAAGAACAGUAUUCCUAACCCCGUGGCUGAUAUUUAUAAUCAGAGUGACAAACCACCACCUCUGAAUAUUCUUUCACCUUACAGGGAUGAUAAGAAAGAUGGAUUGAAGUUCUAUACUGAUCCCUCCUAUUUUUUUGAUCUUUGGAAAGAAAAAAUGUUACAAGAUACUGAAGAUAAGCGAAAAGAGAAGAGAAGACAGAAGGAGCAAAAGCGUAUAGAUGGCACCACUCGUGAGGUGAAAAAGGUUAGAAAAGCCAGGAACAGACGCCAGGAGUGGAAUAUGAUGGCAUAUGACAAAGAGCUUAGACCUGACAACAGGUUGUCUCAAAAUGUGUACCAUGGAGCAUCUUCCGAGGGAUCACUGUCCCCAGAUACUAGGUCCCAUGCAUCUGAUGUUACAGAUUAUUCUUAUCCUGCUACUCCGAAUCAUUCCCUCCAUCAGCAGAUAGCAAUGCCUUCAUAUGGAACAGGAGACGGUCCACAGUAUAUGGGAGUACCCCAAAGCCAUGAGCCUGAAUACAGGCCACCUUCUACCACAGUACGACAUGCUACUUUAAACAGACCUCAGCAGCCACCUCCACCUCCACCGCAGCCUUCAGAUGGCCAGCAUAGUUCAGUACCUGUGGUUCCAGCAGAAUAUGGGAUGCUUCCAGCUCAGAUGGUGGAAUAUUACAAUCCUACAGGUCCUCCUCCUCCUCCCCCUCCUCCUAUGAUUCCUUCAGCACAAACUGCAUUUGUCAGUCCCCUCCAGCUCCCUGUGCCAGCUUCCCAUUCUGGACUGGUGACUGGCUCCACAUAUGCUGCUACUCAUCCUCCUCCUUCUAGUGGGCUUGUUGUCACGGCUCCUCCUCCUCCUGGCCCACCUCCUCCCCCUCCUGGCCCCCCUGCUGCAGGUUCAUCCCUCUCUUCCUCCCCAAUGCAUGCUCCUCCAGCUGCUGAGGCGAAGCGUCAUGAAGCUGCACAGCAACCAAUAAGUGAUGCACGAAGCGAUCUUCUUGCAGCCAUUCGUAUGGGAAUUCAGCUGAAAAAGGUGCAAGAGCAACGUGAGCAAGAAGCAAAGCGAGAACCUGUUGGAAAUGAUGUGGCAACCAUCCUUUCAAGACGCAUUGCUGUGGAAUACAGUGAUUCUGAUGAUGACUCAGAAUUUGAUGAAAAUGAUUGGUCAGAUUGAAGCCUAGGACAAGCACAGUGGCAAAUUCAUGAAACACGUGGCUUCAAUGAUCACUUUCUUAGCAAGAUGUAAAAGCAGGACGUUGGUACACAUUAAGGCUAGUAAUUGAAGCAUUAAAAUUGAGUUGGUAUUAUUCAGAAUGCUGUAGCUUAGCAACUCUGGUAAUAAUGAUGUGAUUAUGCUUGUGCCGAUCUGAAACUUGAUUACUUUCAGUAUUUACCACAUACUUAAGUGCCACUAAAUGUAGCAAAUCAUGUGCUGCAUGCAAAAUAUGCUGCAGUUGUUGCACUGUUACAGAACCAGCAUUUUAUUUUACUUUCCUGGUCUAUAAGGUGUAAAGGAUAUAUUUUUUUGACUUUGCAUCUUACUGUUUUAGUUUUUCAAACAACUUAGGUUACUUGUGAAGUGGUCCAGUUGUUAGUCUUUGAGGAGAGUUAACUGUAUGACUGGGUGAAAUGUUGAGAUUCAUAAAUACAUGAUUUUUAGCUUUAUUUUUUUAGAUGCUACUUGUGUCCACCUUAAAAUACGGUAGAUAGCAACUAAAUAUCUAUUUAGUCUAUUUUAGAUCACAUCUGGUCUUAGAAUUUUAGCUUAGCUUAGCAAACAGGUUUGGAUUUGUAGAAUUUAACCUUUCUUUUUUCCUUAAGAAGGUAGCAGAUGAUGAAAUGUAUGCUUUGAGGACUGAAUCCAUGUGAUCCCAUAGUUAAUUUUUUGACCAGAUUGGAAAAGUUUGUAGCAGUAAUAGCUCUCAGUUGCUGGCUGCUUAUUGGGUAGAAUCCCAAGAGGUCUCAGGUAGGUAGUAAAUAUAUGUCCAUAUUACAAAUGAAAGUUAAAAUCCCUGUACAGCUUUUCAGUUUUAUGAUAGGGAUCAGCUAGAUUCAGAGACUUCACAGUAGAUCUGAUUGAAGCCAUACCAUAGUAGCAGUGUAGACAAGUGUCUCUGCAAUUACUAAAGAAUUAAUUCAGGUCAGUACACUUCUAGCGGUGAGAUACAUUUCGCAAGUAUUAAACUUGGUUUUUAUGCUUGUAGGUAUAAAUGAUAUGAAUAAGUUUUUGAUUGAUUUGUGUAUAUUCACACAUUCAUGAAAGAUCAUUUUCAGUUUGCUGUAGCACACUUACUCGAAUUACUGUUACUUUGAACAUUUUUCUCUGCCAGUACUUCCCAUUUAUGUAAUAUUUGCAAUUAAAACAGUUUACCAGCUGUUUAGGUUC